Messenger RNA from Cercocebus atys (sooty mangabey), 3330 nucleotides. RefSeq names its product zinc finger protein 845-like. Gene Ontology annotation, molecular function: DNA-binding transcription repressor activity, RNA polymerase II-specific. Lineage: Eukaryota; Metazoa; Chordata; Mammalia; Primates; Cercopithecidae. The record is from RefSeq and is a predicted model, not a curated record. Gene Ontology annotation, biological process: negative regulation of transcription by RNA polymerase II.
AAACGAUUCUUGUGCCUCAGCCUCCCUAGCAGCUGAGACUACAGCUGUGGGCCACCACGCCUGGCUAAAUUUUGUAAUCUUUUCUUAUCUUCUCAGUGCUAUGAUUGUUUGACAAUACAGAAUUUCCAUUGAUUUUGAUUAUUCUUACAUGAGCUUGUUGUGGAUUAUUUAUGAAUAUAGUAUAUUGUGUGAUCCUUUAGCAUUUAUUUGUAUACAGUAAAUAUGCUGUAAAUAUGAAGAAUAUGUACUUUUCAUUGAUGUGACAGUGAUAUGUUUGUUGCAAACUGUUGGACACUUUAGGGUCACAGUGGAAAAAUACUCCUUACUUUAGGCUUACACAUGUUUGUGCCCUGUCAGUGUUUUGUUAUGAUAUUGGAAAUACACUUCCGUAAAAAUAAUUUGAAGCACAUAUAAUCACCCUUUAUUUAUUAAAGAAUCUUACGCUUUUGUGUUCCUAACUUUGAAGAUCUUGUUUGGGAAGUUUAAAAUAAGUAUUUUUUUGUGUGUCAUAUUUACACAUUUCAGUAUGAUUUACCGUCUGUACUUAAUUGGAAACCUAUUGGUGUUUAUAUUUUGUAGCUAUCUCUUCCAAAUGCAUGAUGAAGGAUUUCUCAUCAACAGUGCAAGGCAAUACAGAAGUGAUCCACACAAGGACAUUGGAAAGACAUCACAUUGGAGAUUUUUGCUUCCAGGAAAUUAGUAAAGAUAUUCAUAACUUUGAGUUUCAGUGGCAAGAAGAUGAAAGAACUGUCCAUGAAGCACCCAUGACAAAAAUAAAAAAGUUGACGGGUAGUACAGACCGAUAUGAUCAAAGGCAUGCUGGAAACAAGCCUAUUAAAGAUCAGCUUGGAUCAAGCUUUCAUUCACAUCUGCCUGAACUGCAGGUAUUUCAGAUGGAAGAGAAAAUUGAUAAUCAAGUUGAAAAGUCUAUCAAUGAUGCUUCCUCAGUUUCAACAGCCCAACGAAUUUCUUGUAGACCCCAAACUCAUAUCUCUAAUAACUAUAGGAAUAAUUUCCGGAAUUCUUCAUUACUCACACAGAAACAGGAAGUACACAUGAGGGAAAAAUCUUUCCAAUGUAAUGAGAGUGGCAAAGCCUUUAAUUAUAGCUCACUCUUAAAGAAACAUCAGAUAAUCCAUUUAGGAGAGAAACAAUAUAAAUGUGAUGUAUGUGGCAAAGUCUUUAAUAGGAAGCAAUAUCUUGCAUGCCAUCGUAGAUGUCACACUGGUGAGAAACCUUACAAGUGUAAUGAGUGUAGCAAGACUUUCAGUCAGACGUCAUACCUUACAUGCCAUCGUAGACUUCAUACUGGAGAAAAACCUUACAAAUGCGAAGAAUGUGACACAGCUUUCCGUUUCAAAUCAAACCUUGAAAGACAUAGGAGAAUUCAUACUGGAGAGAAACCGUACAAGUGUAAUGAGUGUGAGAAGACCUUUAGUCGGACGUCAUCCCUCACAUGCCAUCGUAGACUACAUACUGGAGAGAAACCUUACAAAUGUAAUGAGUGUGGCAAGACCUUUAGUCAGGAGUUAACCCUUACAUGCCAUCGUAGACUUCAUAGUGGAGAGAAACCUUACAAAUGUGAAGAAUGUGACAAAACUUACAGUUUCAAAUCAAACCUUGAAAGACAUCGGAAAAUUCAUACUGGAGAGAAACCUUACAAGUGUAAUGAUUGUGGCAAGACCUUCAGUCAUAUGUCAUCCGUUGUAUACCAUUGUAGACUUCAUAGUGGAGAGAAACCUUACAAAUGUGAAGAUUGUGACGAAACUUUCACUUUCAAAUCAAACCUUGAAAGACAUAGGAGAAUUCACACCGGAGAGAAACCAUACAAGUGUAAUGAAUGUGGCAAGACCUUUAGUCAGAAGUCAUACCUUGCACGCCAUCAUAGACUUCAUACUGGAGAGAAACCUUACAAGUGUAAUGAGUGUGGCAAGACCUUCAGUCAGCAUUUAUCCCUUACACGCCAUCGUAGACUCCAUACUGGAGAGAAACCCUACAAGUGUAAUGAAUGUGGCAAGACCUUCAGUAAGGAGUUAACCCUUACAUGCCAUCGUAGACGUCAUACUGGAGAGAAACCUUACAAGUGUAAAGAGUGUGGCAAAGCCUUUUGCGGGCAGUCAGCACUUAUUUACCAUCAAGCAAUCCAUGGUCUAGGGAAACUUUACAAAUGUAAUGAUUGUCACCAAGUCUUCAGUAAGGCUACAACCAUUGCAAAUCAUUGGAGAAUCCAUAAUGAAGAGAGAUCUUACAAGUGUAAUAAAUGUGGCAAAUUUUUCAGACAUCAUUCAUACCUUGCAGUUCAUGGGCGAACUCAUACUAGAGAGAAACCUUACAAAUGUGAAGAAUGUGAUGAAGCUUUCAGAUUCAAAUCAAACCUUGAAAGUCAUAGGAGAAUUCAUACUGGAGAGAAAUCGUACAAGUGUAAUGAAUGUGGCAAGGUUUUUAAUAAAAAGGGAAACCUUACACGUCAUCAUAGACUUCAUACUGGAGAGAAACCUUACAAGUGUAAUGAAUGUGGCAAGAAGUUUAGUCGAAAUUCAGCUCUUGUAAUUCAUAAGGCAGUUCAUACUGGAGAGAAACGUUACAAGUGUAAUGAGUGUGGCAAGACAUUUGGUCGAAAUUCAGUCCUUGUAAUUCAUAAGGCAAUUCAUACUGGAGAGAAACCUUACAAGUGUAAUGAGUGUGGCAAGACCUUCUGUCAAAAUGCAGCCCUUGUAAUUCAUAAGGCAAUUCAUACUGGAGAGAAACCUUACAAGUGUAAUGAAUGUGGCAAGGCUUUUAAUCGAAAAGCAAACCUUGCACGUCAUCAUAGGCUUCAUACUGGAGAGAAACCUUACAAGUGUAAUAAAUGUGGCAAGGUUUUUAAUCAACAAGCACACCUUGCACGUCAUCAUAGAAUUCACACUGGAGAGAAACCUUACAAGUGUAAUGAGUGUGGCAAGGUUUUUAAUAGAAAAGCAAAGCUUGCACGUCAUCAUAGAAUUCAUACUGGAAAGAUACCUUAGAAAUGUGAAGCAUGUGACAAAGUUUACAGUCACAAAUCAAGCCUCAAAAGCAGGAGAAUUCAUACUGGAGAGAAAGCUUACAAAUGUAAGAGUUGUGAAAAGGCUUUCAGGCAUGAUUCACACCUGGCACAACAUACUAGAAUUCACACUGGAGAGAAACAAGUGUAAUGAGUGUAGCAAAGCCUUUAGUGGGCAGUCAACAUUUAUUCCUCAUCAGGCAAUCCAUGGUAUAGAGAAACUUCACUAAUGUAAUGAUUGUCACAGAGUCUUCAGUAACGCUACAACCAUUGCAAAUCACUGGAGAAUCCAUAAUGGAGAUCUUACA